This is a messenger RNA of Choloepus didactylus (southern two-toed sloth), 4560 nucleotides long. RefSeq names its product CDP-diacylglycerol synthase 1 (gene CDS1). Gene Ontology annotation, cellular component: endoplasmic reticulum membrane. Gene Ontology annotation, molecular function: phosphatidate cytidylyltransferase activity. The record is from RefSeq and is a predicted model, not a curated record. NCBI's taxonomy places the organism in Eukaryota, Metazoa, Chordata, Mammalia, Pilosa, Megalonychidae. The coding region runs from base 532 to 1917 and encodes 461 amino acids. The transcript has 13 exons.
GAAAGGUGUAGGGGUGCUCCGACCUGCCGACUUCCGAGUCCCCCUCCGGGAGGCGGGGCGGGGAGUGGCAGGGCUGAGGCGGCGGGCGCCCCGCGAAGCGCUGAAGCGGGUCACGCUUCCUCCUUACCUCCCCGCCCCACUGCCCCUCCCACCUGGGCCUCUGCGUGGAGACGCGCACCUGGCAACCGGCGGCGCCCUCCCCCGCGGCCCCGCCUUCUCCGCUCCGGCCGGGCGCCCGGAUCCUGCCCAGCGCCCCGAGGCGGCCCCCGGCGUCCGCCCCCACGCCCCUCCGCCGGCGCAGCGCUCGCCGGAGGCUGCCUCGAGCGCUCGCUCGUUGAUGCCGUUUUGGGGUUGACCCGGCGCCGCGGCUGAGGUUCCGAAUCCAUAGUGGAAGCGUGUUAGUGGCCGCGGCUCUGUGAGUGGACCUCGAGUGCGCGGCUGCGGGGUGGCAAAGCGGACCAGCCAGCGGGUCCCGCGCGCAGCUCGGGUUUCGGGGCGCUGGAGGCCGCCACGGCCACGCGGGAGCGGGAGAUGUUGGAGCUGAGGCACCGGGGAGGUUGCCCUGGUCCCGGGGGAGCGGUGGUGCCGCCGCCUCGCGAGGGAGAGGCGGCCGGCGGCGACCACGAAACCGAGAGCACCAGCGACAAAGAAACAGAUAUUGAUGACAGAUAUGGAGAUUUGGAUUCCAGGACAGAUUCUGACAUUCCAGAAAUUCCACCAUCCUCAGAUAGAACCCCUGAGAUUCUCAAGAGAGCUCUAUCUGGUUUAUCUUCAAGGUGGAAAAACUGGUGGAUUCGUGGAAUUCUUACUUUAACCAUGAUUUCAUUGUUUUUCCUGAUCAUCUAUAUGGGAUCCUUUAUGCUGAUGCUUCUUGUUCUGGGCAUCCAGGUGAAAUGCUUCCAUGAAAUUAUCACUAUAGGUUAUAGAGUCUAUCGUUCUUAUGAUCUGCCAUGGUUUAGAACACUAAGCUGGUACUUUCUACUGUGUGUAAACUACUUUUUCUAUGGAGAGACUGUAGCUGAUUAUUUUGCAACAUUUGUUCAAAGAGAAGAGCAACUUCAGUUCCUCAUUCGCUACCACAGAUUUAUAUCAUUUGCCCUCUAUCUGGCAGGUUUCUGCAUGUUUGUACUGAGCUUGGUGAAGAAACAUUAUCGUCUGCAGUUUUAUAUGUUCGCAUGGACUCAUGUCACUUUACUGAUAACUGUUACUCAGUCACAUCUUGUCAUCCAAAAUCUGUUUGAAGGCAUGAUAUGGUUCCUUGUUCCAAUAUCAAGUGUUAUCUGCAAUGACAUAACUGCUUACCUUUUUGGAUUUUUCUUUGGGAGGACUCCAUUAAUUAAGUUGUCUCCUAAAAAGACUUGGGAAGGAUUCAUUGGCGGUUUCUUUUCCACAGUCGUGUUUGGAUUCAUUGCCGCCUAUCUGUUAUCCAAAUACCAGUACUUUGUCUGCCCAGUGGAAUACCGAAGCGAUGUAAACUCCUUUGUUACAGAAUGUGAACCCUCAGAACUUUUCCAACUUCAGAGUUAUUCACUGCCUCCCUUUCUAAAGACAGUGUUGAGACAGGAAACAGUGAGCUUGUAUCCUUUCCAGAUACACAGCAUUGCUCUUUCAACGUUUGCAUCUUUAAUUGGCCCAUUUGGAGGCUUCUUUGCCAGUGGAUUCAAAAGGGCUUUCAAAAUCAAGGAUUUUGCCAACACUAUUCCUGGGCAUGGCGGGAUAAUGGACAGAUUUGAUUGCCAGUACUUGAUGGCAACUUUUGUGCAUGUGUACAUCACAAGUUUCAUAAGGGGUCCAAAUCCCAGCAAAGUGUUACAGCAGUUGUUGGUGCUUCAACCAGAACAGCAGUUAAAUAUAUAUAAAACUCUGAAGACUCAUCUCAUUGAGAAAGGAAUCCUACAGCCCACCUUGAAGGUAUAACUGGCUCCCGAGAGGGAAGGACUGGCAAUAAGGAAAUCUACAGGAGAGCACUGAGAAAUGGAAAUGUGUAAUUGUACAGAAAAAUGGUGGAAAAUGGAAAAUAGAUGGAAGUUUUACAGGCGUGAAUGUUUCUUCUCUGAAAUUACUGUGAAUAUUUAACAAACACUUGAUCUGAGUUAUGACAUAAGUAGCAAAUUGCUGGCAAAAUAUCCUGUACUUUUUCUAAAGUGUAUUUUUUUUAAUGUUAACUUCCUUCCCCUCACUUGCUUUUUGCAAAUAUGUUUUUUUCAUAAUUUCAGACUUAAAUUUUAAAAAGUCAAACACUGUAAAAUGAGUAAAUUGAGGAUGUCUCAAGAUUGUAACCUAGUGGUGUGCCCUUUGCACAAAUAUUUACUUUCACAGUGCAGCCACUGUUAGUUUUUGUGAAAUGUUUUAUAUAAGGCACAAUAGGAAGUUAUUUGUACCGCUCUUCCUCCUCUUAGUCUGAAGUAUUUCUGAAGGGCUGUCGGAUCAAAAAAAACAACCAAACAAAAAACGAAUAUCUACUUUUCAAAGAAGUAAUCUUUGCCAAGGGAAAAAUUCUGCUUUGAGGUGGGUUUAAGUAUCAGGAGAGGAAAGCUGCAAUUUCUACCAUUAUUGACUUGCUAGAGAAAACAGGCAUCAGACUCUAUGUCUGAUAAAAUUGUUUGGAACAACGUGAUCCAGCAAAAAAAGUUUUCAAGAGGAACAAAGGAGAAUUCUGCUCCAAAGAACAAAAUGUUGCAGAUCUUUCCCAGAUUAUCUCAACCAAUGACAGUAGCUCAGGAGGCCACAUGAGGCCAUGUCAUGUGGCCCAUGUCAUGUCUAGGUCGAGACCUCGGUUUUACCUUGUUUCCCGGGGAACUGGUUUCCAUAAGUCCCUUAAACCACAGGCACGUAACAGUAUAGAGCGGAGUGAGUGGGGCGUGGUGGCUGAAGCCGCAGAGGGGGCCUGUGCAGCCCGCUGGAGACUCUCCCAGGAAGAAGGAAGAUCUGCUGGAGACCCAAACCCAGACGACCUCCUUGGGAGCAGCUAAUCUUUGUCCCAUUGCUCUUUCCCAUCAUGUCAUAAAAUCCUAGGACAUCAGCUGAUUAUUUUUUUCUUUCAAGAAUUAUAAUCAAGCAGAAGUGAUUCCCACCAAGAACAAAAAGCACACGAAUGCCAAACCUUUCCUUUGGUGAACUGGAUACUGCAACCAGAAGAGACUGAAUUUCUUAUACACGAAUGUAAGUAAGCUACUGUUGCUGUGUGCUCUCUACCACCAUAUUUAUUGUAUUGAACAGUUGGCACUAAACCUUCAAAAAUUGCCUCGUGCUCCUGGAUAAAUAAAUGUUCAGAGGGGAGAAAUAGGUAUAUUUUAAGAAAUGUUUUGCUAAUGGAAAGAGUAAAUAUUUUUGUUUAAAUCAGAAGGAAAUUUCAAUUAUUUUAUCUUUUCGUUCUAUACCUAAAACAAAAGAUUGUAGAUAUGCCUGGGUUCCAUGUAUGUAAUCUGUAAUUAGCAGUCUCAUUGUGUGCGUUACAUGAUUAUAUCAGAUUUAGGUAAACUCAGUGCCAAGAGUCUAAUUUCUUGGUCUGGCAGGCAUUCAGUCGAUUCGUUCCCACUUGAUGUGUUCCAUCAGCGUUAUUGCACACUGUUCCACACAAGUCUAGAGCUGACACUGGAAAUAUUAUAACAGGAGGGAAUGAUCACUUUGAAAAUCAGGCCACCUACAGUUAAUUUUCAUCAUCUCUCAUAUUUAUUUGCUCCAUCAACAUCUCCAAGUAUUGAUCAUAAGAGAGCUUAGGAUACCAAAAUUUGAAAAAUUAAAUGAAACUUUUGUAAUAGGAAGCUACAUUGAAAACUCAGUGGUUUGCACAAGUAAGAAUUCCCUGGAGAUACGUGGCUAAACUCCACAUUCUUGUUUAAAGUAAAUGGUGAGACAUUGCAGUACUGAAUUAUAAGAGAGCAUUACUCAGUACAUGUAUUGUAAAAUUAAUAUUAUAAAUAAAAUAUGAAGCUAGAAACAUUUGAGGUCACAGUAAUAGCUUUCCUCAAAUACUUUUAGGGUUUGGUGUACAUUAUCCUAUAUGUAAAAAGUAAAUUCUUAAUUUUAACAAAGUUCUAAUGAUUCACCUUUUUAGUGUACUUUUAUAGCAUGUAUAUUAAAAUAGAAUAUAUUUUAGCAAAAGAUUGCCAUAAAACCCUGACUUUGAUGACUUUUAUAUUUGCACUGUUAAGAAUAUAGCAAUGUAGCAGUUGAAAAAUGAAAAAGUGAAAACUUCCUCCACAGUAAUGGCUAAUUGUCCCAAAUUUGCUAUUUUUAGAGGUAUUCAAAUGGUAUUUAUUGCUUGACUUUUUUAACCUGUGGGAUGCAAAUGUAUCCUCUGCUUUCUUCCUCUAGUGAUACAUAUACAUUUACCCUCUGACCACACACACCUUUUUUUUCUUCUUCUUCUUUUUCAUUUGUAGUAUCUCUUCAUUUGCACUUUGGUUUUAAAAAGUAUAUAUCACCUUGUUACGUGAAAAAGAAAGAGUAGAAACAGUGUAUAUAUAUGUUUGGAUGGAUAAUAGCGUAUCAUAUGUGUCAGUCAGUUCUGUGACUUACUGAAACUGAGAUAGGAAAAUAAAAGUGAAACGAAUCUUA